This is a messenger RNA of Salpingoeca rosetta, 2357 nucleotides long. RefSeq lists its product as uncharacterized. Bases 154 to 1503 code for a protein of 449 amino acids. The transcript has 14 exons. Lineage: Eukaryota; Choanoflagellata; Craspedida; Salpingoecidae. The record is from RefSeq and is a predicted model, not a curated record. Gene Ontology annotation, molecular function: RNA binding.
CGGCCCAGCACUACACCCCUCUCCUCUUGAAAAUUGGUGGGAAAAUUGAAAGAAGGAAAAACCUCCACACUCACAUCGCACCUUGUCUGCUUUCCACAACAAAGCACCCGCAGCAAGCACGCAAGUAAGCAAGAAAGAAGCAAGCAAGCAAGCAUGAGCAAGCCCGACGAUCACGCCGUUGUGGGCGAUGGCCCGGCCCCACCCCCACCUGCGCCGCCCGCCUCCUCCGCCUCGCACGAGACUGCUGCCCACCUCAGUGGCUCGAUGCACUCGGAGGAGCGCCGUGGGCGCAACCCGCGCACCACCCUUUGGAUGGGCGACCUCGAGCGCGACAUGGGCGAAGCAGAGAUUAUGGACGCCUUCCAGGUCUAUGGCUUCACCCCCACACUGGUCCGCGUCAUUCAGAAAGUGACGCGCGGCAGGGAGACGUCCGCCGGCUACUGCUUCAUCAGCUUCGCCACUGUGGAGGAGGCCACCAACGCCCUCAACCACAUGAACGGGCAGCCCAUCCCGUCAACUCAGCCGACUCGGAUCUUCUACCUCAACUGGGCUUGCCAGCAGCAGACGACCCACAUCUCGUCCAUCUACGUUGGCCGCCUGCCUCCGAGCAUUGACAGCUACCAGCUGAUGAGCCACUUUCGCCAGUACUUUUCCUCCCUUCGUGGUGCCAAGGUCAUUUACGAUCGCAACGGCAGCUCUUCCAGGGGAUUUGGCUUCCUCCGCUUCGCCAGCGCUCGCGAUGCCGAGCGGUGCAUUGAGCGGUUCAACAAACGUGAGGUCUUUGGCAAGAUGAUCACACUGAGCAUUGCAUUCCCAACACGGUCAAAGAUGCGCCAGACUGAUACGCGCCGUGGUGGCGUGCCCGCUCCUCUCGACCUCCGUGGCAUGUCCAGCGGUGGCCCCAUGGGUCCUUCCAGCGCUCCCGGCAGCUACAGCCACAUGCAGUCGCCAUACGACUACGGCGUGUCGUACCAGGGUCAUGGCGGCGCCGUGGGCAACAUGCACUCGCCAUACACCCCCGUCUACAUGGCAUCUCAGCCGUGGUCGCAGUAUGGGUUUGAGAGCAGCCCCUACCCAACAGCGCAGGUGCCGGUGCAGAACACCCCACAGAUGUACCCCGUGGCCAGCUACCCUGUGCAGCCGUCGCCGAGCAGCGACAUGGGCAUGGCUGCCCUGACGGAGCAGAUGGCCCAGCAUCGCAUCAGCGGUAACAUCGCCGCCAGUCCCGUGCAUCACCCGACCAUGUUCGUCUACCCGUCCCAGCAGCAGGCCAUGGUGCGGUCCAACUUUGUGUACCACGUGCCUCAGGGUGAGGGUCAGGAGCACGCUGCCCAGGCCCAGGUGUCGGCCACCGCCGCUUCCGCCAUGUACGGCGGUGCUGUCACCGCCCAAAGCGCCAUGGCCGCCACCGCUGGCCGCAUGAUGGCCCACCCAUCCCGCCCGGCCAGCGUGGCCCACGGCAUUGCUCCAGGCGCUCGCGUGGACGGCCGCGACGGACGCUGAAGCACGAGAGCAUCAAUGCCUGCCCCGAGUGUGUCUCUCGUCAUCCCCCCGACUUCCCGGUUCCAGUGUUCCAGUGCAACUCACCUGUCUCUCCUCUACCACUCCGCAUCGUCCCACCCCCCUCGCCCCGCCGAUUGUCCCCUAUCACUCUCUGCCUUCGCCUAUCUCACCUCCGCUAGCCGAAUCAAUUUGCUGACAAAGCCUUCUCCGCUUUCGUAUGCGAACGAGUAUGAAUGAAUAUGAUGUUGUUGGGCAUUGCUGUUCAUUCACUGUUUGCUUUUCCCCCUCAUGCUUCACUUGAUUUGGUGUACGGGGUGGAGAGUUGGGGGCCAACAGGCCACAGGUAUGUUGCUGACCAUGACGAUGCCCUGAUGUCGCUUCUCUUUGCGAUUGUGUGUUGCCCACCUCGCGUGGUUGUGUACUUUCUUUCCUCCCCCCUCUCUCUCUUUCUCUUGGCGUCUGUUGAUCAAUGCGUGUGUCGUAUGUGUUGCUGCUGGUGCCGGUGCUGCUUUUCCCGUGUCGUAGUUUGAUGGAGUGUUGUUCUUUGCUUUAUUUAUGACUCUGUGUGUGUGUUUAUGUGCUUGCAACGCACCUUCGUUUUCUUCUCCUUUCACCUUCUUCUCAACUCACCCUUGCUGUCGCUGUUUGCAAUCGUUUGUUUAGUUUGUUUGGUGCGUCAUGUCAAUUGCUUUUGGUUGUUUUUGCCUUUUUGAGCCAUGCUCAGGCUCACGGUGCUUUCAACGCUUGUCCCUGCUUGGUUCCAUAUUACAUUACACUCCUUCUUGUUGCUCGCUCGCCUGUUUGUGUGUUGUCCGGUGGGACAACUCACACGAAUAAAUACGAGCAAAGGCGAA